AGGGCUGGUUGAACUGGUUGCGUGGAUCUCGGCUCCGGGGAAACAGCAAACAGAUCGUCAUCCGUCGAAACGGAAUAAUCCAGAAUGCAGACCAUGAUGCGUGCAUUAAACACAAAAGCUGAAGUCCGGUUCCACAUACAAACAGCUGAUUGGAUUCCUGAAGAUGUGCGACAAAAGAUUAUUUCUCAGCAUACAAACCGAAUAAACAGAAGUGGGGAGCUGAUCGUCACCUCGGAAGUGAGCCGGUACCAGAUGCGCAAUCUGUCUGACUGUUUGCAGAAGAUCCGAGACAUGAUCGCUGCUGCCAGCGUGAAACACAGGCAGCCUUCCCAAGAAGACGUGGCUCUCCGACGCUACAGGAUGGACAAAAUGAACCGAGAACGCCUGCAGCAAAAGAAAAUGCACACUGCAGUGAAGCGAAGCCGACGCGAGGAGUUUGAUUGAAGGUGAUGCCAGGAUAUGAAGGCUGGCUGCAUUGAAGCAAUCUGUAAAGAAUAAAUGAAUGACUUG
Acipenser ruthenus (sterlet) is the source of this 510-nucleotide messenger RNA. Its product is annotated as large ribosomal subunit protein mL62-like. The record is from RefSeq and is a predicted model, not a curated record. Lineage: Eukaryota; Metazoa; Chordata; Actinopteri; Acipenseriformes; Acipenseridae. The transcript is spliced from 4 exons. Gene Ontology annotation, cellular component: mitochondrial large ribosomal subunit. Gene Ontology annotation, biological process: mitochondrial translational termination. The coding region runs from base 85 to 444 and encodes 119 amino acids.